This is a messenger RNA of Meloidogyne enterolobii, 1956 nucleotides long. The record is from the annotation of a GenBank genome assembly. Lineage: Eukaryota; Metazoa; Nematoda; Chromadorea; Rhabditida; Meloidogynidae.
AAAAUUCCCAACCUCAAUCACCCAUAAAUAAAACACAAAAUAUUCAACAACAACUCCCACAACUUCCACAACAACAACAAUCACCUAAAAGAGAAAGUCCAGAACCUUCUCUUCGUUAUGAAAGUGCUGCUGCAUAUAUUAGACGUAAAAAUAGGGAAAGAAGGGCAAGGAAUGCAACUGUUGCUGUUACAGAAGAUACUUGGACUAGGCAAAUACCAUUUCCUUCACAAGAGCAACCGAGUGAACCAAGUUCUCCAAGACAUAAAAAUAGCACGGGCUCUGGCAAAUUAUCAAAUGGAAGUGGUUAUGACAUAUCUCGAUCGUCGAAAAUCUUUUCAUGAGAUGUCUCCCCCAAAUGAUGAUACCCCUUAUGAUAGAUAUGCAAUUGCUGGUGGAUAUUUUAAUUCUUUGGUUGGAAAUAGUUAUAUGCCUUCAAAUAUUAGUAAAUAUGAAGAAGAGGUUUAUAAUGCUUUUAAUAAACAAUAUGGAGGGGGAACAUCUACUAGAGCAGCAACAAAUAAUAUUUGGCCAUCACAACAACAUCAACAACAGCAAAAUUAUUAUGGGGGGAUUGCUAAAGAAAGGCCUGAAAGAUUUGAAGUUUACAAAACAAUGGCUGAAAGAGCAUCAGAAUUUGGAAGAAACGAUUUAACUCAAUAUCAACACAGAAUGUCUGCAGGUGGAAGUUGUUAUUAUCCGGGAGAAAGGCCUUUAAGUUCUUAUGCUGGUGGAUCAAUCGGUCUUCGUUCAGGACCUCGUACAGAAGAAUAUGGAGGAAUGGGAGGAGGAGGAGGGGGAAUACGUAGAAGUAUUUAUGAAACAGAAAGGCCUAUAACUCCUUGUAAUGAAUAUAUUAGUGGAAAUUACUAUUCUCAUAAUCAGCCAUUACCUGAACCAGAAUCUCCCCCGAGAGGAGGGGAAGGAAGAUUUAGACGAAAAAUAGCUGCUUUAAGGGAUGCAGAUGGAAGACGUUCUUCAUAUGCUUCACGUUCACAAUCUAAUGAUCACAUGGCUUUACUUUCAAGAGGUGCUUAUAUGCCUGAUGAAUUGGAACAAAUUGAACCAAUAAGUGGAAAUUCUCGUUAUGCAACACCCGAAAUUGGUGGAGGAGUAGGGGGAGGUGGAGGGGGUUAUUCUAAUCAACUACCCGAAUAUGCAUAUAUUGCUUAUCACGAUUCUGGAAUGCCAAAUGGAGGGGGUGGGCAGCAAUAUAUAAAUAGUAGAUCUAGUAGAAGAGAUCAACAUAAUGUUGAUUUGGAUGCUGCACCUAUACGUGGAAUUCUUAAAAAUAGACAAGCUUAUGAAGGGGAACCAAGAGUACAAGGCCGUCUACGUAGACAUCAAUCUGUUGAUAAAGGAUAUUUAAAUAGCCAUUCAUUGGAUGAACAUCAAAACUAUAAUAAUCAGGAAUUUUCAAGAAUUGGAAGUUCUUAUUCACGUCGGUAUGGAGCAAAUCGAGAAUAUGAUUAUGAUGUUAAUUUAAAUAAUAAAAAAAGAGGAAGUGCAGGCCUUUUAAAUUUGGGUAGACGUAAAACAACAGAAGUUAGGUUGGGACCUGAAUCUGUUCCAAACUCGAGAAAACAAAGUGCUAAUAUUUUAUUGGAAGAAGAAUUUAAACGUCCUCGUUCACCAAUCGAAUGUAUAAAAUCAUUAUUUCGUGGAGGAAAUCAAAAAAUAACAGGAAAGGAUAAUUUAAAUUCUGUUGGAGGAGGGCCUUCAUCCCGUUAUUCAACAAAUAUUGGGGCAAAUAAUAAUGGAAAUGGGGGAAAUUAUGGAUAUACUACAAGUGGAGGAGGAGGAGGAAAUAAUAAUUAUAUUAAUAAACGUUAUGGAGUUGGGGGAGGAGGAGGAGGAGGAAGAUCUGAUGGAGGGAGAUUUACUUCAACAAAUAAUUAUAAUGGAGGAAAUCGAACAAAUGCUCCCAAUAGAUGGGGAUAUGAGGACACACAUCUUUAA